Molecule: messenger RNA, 3267 nt
Organism: Solea senegalensis (Senegalese sole)
Lineage: Eukaryota; Metazoa; Chordata; Actinopteri; Pleuronectiformes; Soleidae
Gene: ganc
Product: glucosidase, alpha; neutral C
Exons: 25
Coding region: 152-2863 (903 amino acids)
Biological process (GO): N-glycan processing; carbohydrate metabolic process
Molecular function (GO): alpha-1,4-glucosidase activity; carbohydrate binding
Source: RefSeq, a predicted model, not a curated record
GUCUGUCCACGGAGGACGUUGUUUUGUUCCUGUUUCAGGAGAUUCGAUUAACACACAAACAUAAAUAAUGUUUAAUCUCGCAUCUGAAGAUUAAAACCGAAUGUGAUCAACUAAGGGUUCUUGUGUUUUUUAUUUUUGACGUCUGAUCAGAAUGGCGGAGGAAAGUCAACACGUGAUUAGUGUUGUCACUGAUGACGAUCAGUACAAAGAAAAGUUCAAGAAGAGUCACCAUGUUGCUUUUUACAGACGACAGAUGCACAGUCCAAACCGAAAGCACCGAGCUCUUCUGGACACCAUGGUGCUCACAGAGAGGGGGGCACGAUUUGACCUGCUGGAGCCCGACACACAGACACGUCUGCUUCUCUUGAUAUCGCCCUGCAAAAACGACACUGUCAGGAUCUUAAUAGAUGAACUCCAGCCCAUUAAAGCACGAUACAGAGUUCCAGAUGUGCUGACGGAUGAACCACAGUGUGAACAGUUGAGGGUGGAGACACAGACCGGGGACGCCGUCACCCUCUCGUGGUCGUCUGGAUGCCAUCAGGUGCGUGUGCGGAGUUUUCCUUUCCAACUGGAGAUCCUGUGUGAAGAUGACGUGACGCUCACAUUUAAUGCCAAAGAGAAACUGUGGUUUGAGACGCUGCAGGAUCGGCCCAGGUCCACAUCUCAUAGCAGUGAGACUCCAGAGGAGCCCACAGCUUCAUUAUGGAAAGAGACUUUCCGCCACUUUGAGGAUAUUAAAGCUAAUGGUCCUAGCAGUAUCGGUGCAGACUUCUGUCUCCAUGGUUUCAGUCAUGUGUACGGUCUUCCAGAACACGCUGACAGCCUGCAGCUCAGAGACACCAGAGAUGGUGAACCUUACCGCUUGUAUAACUUGGAUGUCUUUGCCUAUGAAUUGAACAGUCGCUUCGGCCUCUACGGGUCAGUGCCACUCUUGGUGGCCCACAAACUUGACAGAACUGUGGGAAUCUUUUGGCUGAAUGCGUCAGAGACUUUUGUGAACAUAAAUUACAGUUCCAGUGAGGAUCAGGAAGAACAAACCCCACCAGCGAAGAGACGGAGGAUGCGGCCACACACUGACGUCCACUGGCUGUCAGAGAGUGGUGUGAUCGACUGUGUGGUUCUGCUCGGGCCCGGUCCACAGCAGCUCUUCAGCCAGUAUGCUCAGCUGACAGGACAUCAGGCCCUGCCCCCUUUGUUCGCCCUCGGUUACCACCAGUGCCGCUGGAACUAUGACAGCGAGGCUGACGUGAAGGCUGUGGAUUGUGGAUUUGACCUCCACAACAUCCCGUACGACGUUAUCUGGCUGGACAUUGAGCACACGGAUGGGAAGCGUUACUUCACCUGGGACAAAGUUCACUUCCCCAACCCGACUGGCCUGCAGCGCCACCUGGAGAGGAAGAAAAGGAAGUUGGUGAUUAUAAAUGAUCCUCACAUCAAAUUUGAUCCUGAGUGGUCCUUGUUCUGUGAGGCCAGAGAUGGAGGACAUUUUGUCAAGGACAGGGAGGGACAACUCUAUCAGGGCUCAUGUUGGCCUGGUAAGUCCUGUUACCUUGAUUUCAGCAGCGCAGCCACUCGAGCCUGGUACUCCAGAUGUUUCUCCCUGGAGAAAUACAAGGGGUCGACUCCGUCUUUAUUUGUGUGGAAUGAUAUGAACGAACCGUCUGUGUUCGACGGGCCAGAGCAGACGAUGCCAAAGGACGCAGUGCAUUAUGGCGGCUGGGAACAUCGGGAGCUGCACAACCUGUACGGCUUUUACCAGCACAUGGCCACAGUGGAAGGUCUGAUCACUCGCUCAGGAGGUUCACAAAGACCUUUUGUCCUUUCACGCUCCUUCUUCGCCGGAUCACAGCGACUCGGUGCAGUAUGGACCGGUGACAAUGUUGCCAACUGGGAAUAUCUGAAGAUCUCAAUUCCAAUGCUUUUGUCAAUCAGUGUGACCGGGGUAGUGUUUUGUGGAGCCGAUGUCGGUGGGUUUGUCAAGGACCCAGAUCCGGAGCUGUUGGUGCGUUGGUACCAGGCUGCUGCUCUGCAGCCAUUUUUCCGAGGUCACUCUGCAAACGUGACAAAGCGCCGAGAGCCUUGGCUGUUCGGCGAGGAGGUGACGGCGGCGAUCCGCACCGCAAUCCAGCAGAGAUAUUGCCUGCUGCCGUACUGGUACACUCUGUUCCACAAGGCUCACACCACUGGUCUGCCUCCAAUCAGACCUUUGUGGGUGGAUUUCUCGACAGAACAGAGCACCUUUGCUGUGGACAACCAAUAUAUGAUCGGUGGAGCACUGCUCGCCCGUCCUGUCACUGAACCAGGUGUUCAGGAGGUCACAGUGUUACUGCCUGGAUGCGCUGAGAUCUGGUACAAUGUCCACUCUGCAGAGGCGCACAACGGAGGCAGGACACUGAGUCUUCCUGUCACUCUGGACACAGUUCCUGUGUUCCAGCGCGGAGGAUCAGUGGUGUGCAGGUCAACAGGGAGUGGCUCCUGCACAGAUGAGAUGCAGCGGCUGCCUCUUUCCAUCACUGUGGCUCUAAAUUCUCAGGGAGUCGCUGAAGGUGAGUUAUACCUGGACGACGGCCACUCUUUCAGUUACCGUGACAGCAAGGCCUUCUGUCUGUGCAGGUUCAGCUUGAUGUCAGGCCGGCUGCUCUGCCGUUCUGCCAGCGAUGAAGGCGUCUUCGACUGUAACACCAUCGUCAGCUCCGUCACCGUCCUGGGCGUGAAGAGCAAACCGUCCGCUGUGACCGUGCACGCGUCAGGUUCCAAAGACUCUUCUGCUGUGUUUCACUACACAGACUCCUGCGGUCAGCUGACAGUGAGCAGCCUGAACCUCAGGGUGGUGAUGGACUGGGACAUACAGAUUACAGAUUAACAUUGAUGCGACUGCUGGGUCACAUUGAAAAGGUCUUAAUAUUGAUAAUUAUUGUGAGAAAAGUCUGAUAAUCAAAGAUGGAUUUUUGCACCUGAGUGAAUCAUAUGUGAUAUAAGUGCGCAAAUAAUAUUAUAUGAAAUUACACUGCAAUAAUUCUUGUUUUUGAAUUAUUGCUCAGACCUUGUGCACUCACAUGGAGUGCAUUUUCAUUUAUCUGAAUUAAAGGGGUGGCACAGUAAAAAAACAAAACUUUUUACUAUUGGUAAAAAUAAUACUUGAUUGAUCAUGAAUUUAUGUAUUUAAAUGAAGAGACGGGGGAAGGUUCUCUGAACAAACCACUGCGCUUCAGCGGUCAGGACUUCAACACCCUGAGACAGGAGUGUCUUCAAAAGAAGAGUGUUUGU